Molecule: messenger RNA, 1011 nt
Organism: Thlaspi arvense
Lineage: Eukaryota; Viridiplantae; Streptophyta; Magnoliopsida; Brassicales; Brassicaceae
Source: the annotation of a GenBank genome assembly
ACCUGCUCGAUCUUGGAGAGGAGAGGGGGAGAAGGGGGAGCAGAGGGAUCGUCAACGCCUUGUCGCUGGCCGAAUUCGCUUAUGGCCGUGUCAUUGCUUGUGCUUGUGCUUGUGUUUGUGAUGUUUUGCUGGGUUUCAUCGGCGGUCUCUGCAUCUGCGGGGGGAAACUUCCACAGGGAUUUCGACAUAAUGUGGGGAGAAGGGCGUGCUAGGAUUCUCGACAAGGGCAAGCUUCUCACUCUGUCUUUGGACCAGUUCUCGGGUUCCAGUAUUCAGUCCAAGAAUCAAUAUCUCUUUGGCAAGUUCGAUAUGCAAAUCAAGCUCGUUCCUGGCGACUCUGCUGGCACCGUUACUUCUUUCUAUCUUUCAUCGCAAGGGGCCGAGCAUGACGAGAUCGAUUUUGAAUUCUUGGGGAACCUGAGUGGUGAACCCUACACUCUUCACACCAAUAUCUUCACCAGAGGCGGCGGUGGAAGGGAGCAGCAGUUCUACCUCUGGUUCGACCCGACUCAAGAUUUCCACACCUACUCUAUCAUUUGGACUCCCCAACGCAUCAUAUUAUCUGUGGAUGGAACGCCGGUGAGGGAAUUCAGGAAUCUGGAGUCGAUAGGGGUGCCCUACGCGAGUAAGAAAACAAUGAGGCUGUACGCAAGCAUAUGGAACGCAGAGUACUGGGCGACCAGGGGAGGGCUUAUCAGGACGAACUGGACCCAAGCUCCCUUCACAGCUUCCUACCGGAAAUUCCACGCCGAUGCUUGUAUUGGGCCUUCUUCUGCUAAAUCUAGUAAAUCUUGGUGCGGGGAGAUCUAUUCUGGCUCCGGCAGCGACGAUAGUGAUGAUAACAGGAUCAUAGAAGAAGAAUCGGAGAUGAUGAUCCAGGAGAGCAUCCAAUGGGUACAGAACAACUACAUGAUUUACAGUUACUGCUCUGACAUUAAGAAAUUUCCUCACGGUCUUCCUGCUGAAUGCGUCGUCUCCGAUUCAAAUUUUUACGAUCAUGUGAACAUUUAA